GUGAAAUAUCCCACCCUUAAGGCCGCUCCAGAUCCAGGAGAGCUGAUUUCACACAGACGGCUGGUCAGGAGGUUUGGAGACCCGUUUCCGAUGACCGCGGUCCGGCUCACUGGAGGAAGGAGGGGCAGAGCGGCACCCAGAGGAGCCCAGAUGAUGGACGUCCGUCCACUUCGUCGAAACACUCUCGCAGAGACUCAUCUUCAUCUUUGUCCCUCUCUGAGGACAAUGUGGAGAGGAGGUUCUGCAGAGAGUCGUUGAGGCUGAGCAGCAGAGGCUCGUACAGUGUGGUGUGGAGGUGGAGUGGUGAUGUUUCGGAGAGCCAAAGCGAACAGGACAGUGGCAGCAGCUGCGGUUUGUCCAGGUCCGACAGCUGGGAAGGGUGGCUGUGCCCUCCGCUGCCGGGUCAAGUUGCUGAAGAGCCAUCAGAGACUUCAAGAGGCCGAACUGCUCGGAGUGCCAUGGAGUCUUCUCCUGUGAACAAGAGCUCAACAGGAAAGCCUACAAGGAAGAGGAAAAGAUUUGGUCGUUUCCUCCACUGGCUAUGGAAGGCUAUGAAGGGUUCUUUCUGCUGCCGUUGCCACAGUUGUGCUGUGGAUGUUGUCGAGCCUUUUGUCCCUCCAGCAGAUCUGGAGCCGGAGCCAGAGCCUGAUCCAACAUCACCACGUGAUCCUGAUCCAACAUCACCACCUGAUCCUGAUCCAACGUCACCACCUGAUACUGAUCUCUCCGGUGUCGAGCCAAAUAAUGAGUCCUUUGAGUCUCUUUAUGAAGCGGGAGCGAUGAUUGGAUGCGGAACGUUUGGCAGUGUGUACAGGGGAACACGCAAACUUGAUGGCAAAAGGGUUGCCAUCAAGCGGAUGCGCAAGUGUGACAACUUUCAUUAUCUUGACAUUCCUGGGCAUCCCGAACCUCUCAUUACAGAAGUGGCGCUGCUGUUAAUGAUGAGGCGAGAACCCAUAAGCCCCUACGUCAUACAGCUGUACGAGUGGUUUGAACACCCUCGCAAAUUCUCUCUCAUCAUGGAGUUCCCCGAACCCUGCGAGAGCUUGAAGGACUUCAUCACUCGCCGUGAUCCUGAUGUGUGUGAAACAAUAGCACGGGUCUUCACGCAACAGGCUGUUCUGGCAGUUCAACACUGCAUCGAGCAUGGCGUUUUUCACAACGACGUUCAUGCGCAGAAUUUCCUGCUGAAGAGAAACUCGUUAGACCUCAAGCUGAUAGACUUUGGCUGCGGUCAGCUAUUCAGCAGCGAGGGCUACGAGAGCGACAUAUACCUUGGAAGAAAUGAUCACUGCCCACCUGAAGUCUUCACAGAGCCCAGAUUCCACGCCGUCCCAGCAAAUGUCUGGGCUCUGGGAGUGAUGCUGUACGAGAUGCUCAACGGAUCUUGUCCUUUUCAGAGUAGAACGGAAGUCAUCGAAGCCAAAGUUACAUUUCCCAAUUCCAACUUAUCCAGGGAAUGCAGUGAUCUGAUUAGGCAGUGUCUAGCCCGGGAUCCAGCGAAACGGCCCACGUUAGAGCAGAUGUCCCAACAUACAUGGAUUAGAAACGAUCUACUGUAGGAGUUCAGGAGAUUCACUCGAUCAUGAUUGAUGAUUUCAGGAAAGAACACACUUGCUGUCCUUGGUGGAGUGCUUGAGCUGGAGACUCGACCCGAAUCCUGAAGUCCAACCCCAACCUGACAGGAACUC
Pimephales promelas (fathead minnow) is the source of this 1691-nucleotide messenger RNA. NCBI's taxonomy places the organism in Eukaryota, Metazoa, Chordata, Actinopteri, Cypriniformes, Leuciscidae. The record is from RefSeq and is a predicted model, not a curated record.